This is a messenger RNA of Myxocyprinus asiaticus (Chinese sucker), 6000 nucleotides long. RefSeq names its product EH domain-containing protein 3-like. The record is from RefSeq and is a predicted model, not a curated record. Bases 526 to 2133 code for a protein of 535 amino acids. Gene Ontology annotation, cellular component: cytoplasm; plasma membrane. Lineage: Eukaryota; Metazoa; Chordata; Actinopteri; Cypriniformes; Catostomidae. Gene Ontology annotation, molecular function: calcium ion binding; GTP binding; protein binding. Gene Ontology annotation, biological process: endocytosis; endosomal transport. The transcript is spliced from 6 exons.
CAGCGCACUGGCAUUUAAAUCUGCUGCAGUACAUGUGGAAGCCUGUCAUCGUGGGAGAAUCUUCUCUACUUCAGGAUUUGGCUGUUGUUUUCUUUUCUCUUUCAAAAUAGUGACAUUGUAUCGCGUGUGUUUGUUGCACAAUACAAGAUGAUACAUUGCAUCAUCUAGAGGCGCAAGGUUUUAUUCCAACAACAAAGACUGAAUGAUAUUUCGGCUGCCUAUUUUGGCCAUGUUUUUGACUAUAACAUAAGCAGAAUAUUCUGUAAUACAUCAUAUUUUGCAGUUAUGCUCUAUUCGUCUGUGCAUUUUGUGUCGUGAAUGGCCUAGAGACGCGGGAACCUUUUCAAUGAAGAAUGUCAGUAUAAUAGUUGGACUCUAAAAUAAAUCGACGUCAGCAAAAUUCAGUUUUGCACUAUCAUCUCCAGCGUCGUUCAUCUGUAUACACUACAAUUCUCCAAUUCGUUUGUGCAUUUCUAAAAUAAAAACAGAAAUAUAAUAUAAAGUUGCCUAUACUUGAGUAGCAUCAUGUUCAGCUGGUUGGGUACCGAUGACAGAAGGAAGAAGGAUCCAGAAGUCUUCCAGACUGUCAGUGAAGGACUCAAGAAGCUCUACAAAACCAAACUGCUUCCACUGGAGGAACACUACAAAUUCCACGAGUUUCACUCACCCGCCUUGGAGGAUGCAGACUUUGACAAUAAGCCCAUGGUUCUCCUGGUGGGACAGUAUUCCACUGGCAAAACCAGCUUCAUAAGAUAUCUCCUGGAGCAGGACUUCCCUGGUAUGCGGAUUGGUCCAGAACCCACGACUGACUCCUUCAUAGCAGUGAUGCAUGGCACCAUGGAGGGACAAAUUCCAGGAAACGCACUGGUGGUGGACCCCAAAAAACCCUUUCGGAAACUCAAUGCCUUUGGCAAUGCCUUUCUUAACAGAUUUGUGUGUGCCCAGCUGCCCAACCCUGUUCUGGAGAGCAUCAGUGUGAUUGACACUCCAGGAAUCCUGAGUGGAGAGAAACAAAGGAUCAGCAGAGGUUAUGACUUUGCUGCCGUGUUGGAAUGGUUUGCUGAGCGUGUGGAUCGCAUCAUUCUGCUUUUCGACGCCCACAAGCUGGACAUCUCGGACGAAUUCUCAGAGGUCAUCAAGGCUCUCAAGAAUCACGAGGACAAGAUCCGCGUGGUGCUCAACAAGGCCGACCAGAUCGAGACGCAGCAGCUGAUGCGUGUCUACGGUGCCCUCAUGUGGUCACUGGGAAAGAUUGUAAACACGCCCGAGGUGAUCCGUGUCUACAUUGGCUCGUUCUGGUCGCAUCCAUUGCUGAUCCCGGACAAUCGCAAGCUGUUUGAGGCAGAAGAGCAGGACCUGUUCAAGGACAUCCAGUCACUGCCACGCAAUGCUGCCCUCCGCAAACUCAACGAUCUCAUCAAGAGAGCUCGCCUCGCUAAGGUUCAUGCAUACAUCAUUAGCUCAUUGAAGAAAGACAUGCCCACAGUCUUUGGGAAAGAUAACAAAAAGAAGGAGCUGAUUAACAGCCUGGGAGAAAUCUACAGCCGCAUUGAGAGAGAACACCAGAUUUCCCCGGGAGACUUUCCCAAUCUGAAGAAAAUGCAGGAGCAGCUUCAGGCACAUGACCUGAACAAGUUCCAACCUUUGAAGAUGAAGCUACUGGACAACGUUGAUGACAUGCUGGCCCACGACAUCGCCCAACUCAUGGUGCUGGUGCGGCAAGAGGAGACCCAGCGCCCCAAACAGGUGGUGAAGGGCGGUGCCUUUGAGGGCACCAUGAAUGGGCCAUUUGGUCACGGCUAUGGCGAGGGAGCCGGCGAGGGCAUUGACGAAGUGGAGUGGGUGGUGGCUCGUGACAAACCCAUGUACGAUGAAAUCUUCUACACUCUUUCGCCCGUCAACGGCAAAGUAACUGGUGCCAAUGCCAAGAAGGAGAUGGUAAAGUCCAAGCUGCCAAACACUGUGCUGGGUAAGAUUUGGAAGCUGGCUGACAUUGAUAAAGAUGGAAUGCUUGAUGAUGAGGAGUUUGCCUUGGCUAACCAUCUCAUCAAGGUCAAACUAGAAGGUCAUGAGCUUCCAAGUGAACUCCCAUCUCAUCUUGUUCCACCUUCCAAGAGAAAAGUUCCAGAGUAACAUACAUCAUGAUUGACGUGGUUCGGAAUUGGGAUUUAUUUUUUGGAAAAGCAGAUGUUGUGAAUUCGGGCUGCAAUUCAUUUCUUGUGGAAUGGAAGAUGGCUGGACAACUUUUCUUCUUAUCAUACUGUAUACAGUAGAAGAAAAGCAGUGACUCUUCUGAAAUAUGUGAUUAUGUUGUAGUAGAAAGAAUGGAUUUAAUAUGAUCCACCAACAAACUGUAUAUGUUUUUUAUUUAGUUUUGUUUUAUUAAUUAAUUUUUAUGAACAAAUCAUGUUGUCUGCAGUGAUAAAAAUCAUUGAUGACUUGCACAUUUUUAUGGCACAAUUUCACAUGCUUACAAUGGUAUUUCGCUCAUCUGUUCAGCUAUUAUCACUCUAAAGCCAGAUCAUUCGUCCAUCUAUUUUAUUUCUGUUCAAUUAAAACUUCUGUCUCAGAAGAGAGGAGAUAUUAAUUAAAACAGGAAGAAAAUGUCAACCUUAGGCCUGUUUCACACAUUUUGUGUCUGCAGUACGUAAGCAGAUAUAACAAUUUCAGUGCUGAGCCUAUUUUUGCUGUGCGUUGCAUGCUGAUUUUGGUAAAAAUAUGGUAAUAAUGCACUGUAAACCUAUUUAUCAACACUGUCUUUUGCAAUCUAGGGGUUUAUAAAGCAACAUAAAAUAGCCAGGCUUCCCAUGGUCAUGGAAAACUUGGAAAUAUCAGGGAAUUUAAGAAUUGUGAUUUCCAGGUCUGGAAAACUCAUGAAAAUGAAUAAAAUAUUUUAAAGUCAUGAAACAAAAAUGGAAACUUAUAAUAGCAAAUAUAUGUUUUUAUUCUAGUUAUGCUGAGCUCUAAAAUAUUUAAUAGACUAUAAAUUGCUCUUUUGAGUGCAAUCGCCAUCAUCCAGUAAUCAAAACAACUGGAAAAGUCAUGGAAAUUCAUCGGUCAAACUUUAUAUUCAUUACACCUGACUGAAUCCAGACGAUUUAAGCAGUUAAUAGCUUCACUUUAGGGUUUGGGUUCCGCCUACAGUAAAUUAAUUACCAUUGGAAUUUAAUUGUGAUUCCCCCUCCUCAUGUAAAUUAGAUUUUAUAAUGAUUAUACAAUUUUGAAAUAGUAUGUAAUGGCCCAAUCUAUGGCUGAACGAUUUAGACAAAAAAAUCUAAUUGCAAUUAUUUAAAAAAAUAUUGCAAUUGUGAUUAUUAUGAAAAAUAUUGCGAUUUGAAGCAUGAUAUGAUAAACAUAAAAAAAUUCCUUUUCACCUAAAUUAAAUCAUGUUUUGCAUGUAAUAAAUCAUAUCAAGGGUGUAGUCCUCUUAAAAAAGAACGAAACUACAUAAAUAAAUAAAACAGAGAAAAUGUAUAAUCUGCACUUUCACAUUGCACCUGUCAACAGUGUACCUUUUUUGUCCGCUUUGUGAAAGGGUCUCAGUCCACUUGUCAUCAUAAUUUUUUUGGAACCCAGUCGCCUUUAUUAUAUUAUCAAUAUUAUAUAAUGUUAUAUAAAUAAUAAUUAUAUAUUAUUGUAAUAUAAUACUGAAUAAUAAUAAUUAAUAUUAUUAUUAUUGGUAGAAAUGGAAAAUAAAAAUAUAUUUCUGUAAAAAUGUCUCAACUUAAAAAAAAAGCUUAAUAAUAAUAAUUUGUUUAAGUUAAGAAAGUAUUACAGAAAAAUAUUAUUGUAUAAUAAUAAUAAUAAUAAUGCCCUCAUCUUCCCUUCUUUCCACAAAAACAUGGUGUAGGGUAAUUGGAAUUAUGCAAAUGUGAAAUAAAAGUGAAUCUGGAGUGGUUUGAAUAUAAUACUCUCAGCCUACGUAAGCACACCGAACCUAUCACGCAGUGCAAUCUGUCCCACAGGGCACCAGAAAAACAGCAAAGAAAGCUCUGAACAUUCUGAGCUUCGUGCGUGCUCAGGGUAUGUAUAAUACAUACUGUCCUUGUUUACAGGCAUUUAAGAUUUAGGAAACACUAGAGACAGAACAGAUCUGCGCACAUAAACGCAGCACAGUGGGCAGCCCGUUCAGACUAUUUAAUUAAAUCGCAGCCCUAGUGGUUUGAUAAUCGCACUAGGUCAUAACCAGAUUUCAAUUUUAUUUUGAUUAAUCAGUCAGCCAUAUCCCAGUCCCAAUGACCUAAUAUCCCAGUAUUUUAUAAUUUAUUGCUGUUAUCAUAUUACUCAAUGUGGUAACCCAGAUGUCACUGUAUUUUCUAUAUAGAGCUGCAAUUCUAUUACACAAAUGUUCAAAAACGCUCAACACGUGCCUGCUGUUGCAGUUAUGCUGCUGCUACGCUUACAUGCUGCAGAUACGAGACGUGUGAAAUAAGCCUUAUUCUGAAUCUUUGUAUCAGUAGUUAUUCUAAGUGCACAACUGAUCAAAUGUAACAAUUAAAGCAAAAUGUAUUUUAUAAGUGGGUGUAACUGUUAUUCUCUUCUUGUUAAGGCGGCAUUUUAAUGAAUGCGAGUCCUUUCUAGCCUGACCAAGAGACUGUUAAAACUGUAUAGACGCCUUGUAUGAAGACUCAAUGUUUAGUGUUUUGAUGGACCUGUAGAGCUAGUAUCCUUGUUAAUAGUAUAUUGUAUAUGUUAUAUUGCCUAAAAUAUCGAAACUAACUUGGGUUAUAAUCAGAGUGCGUAAAGAAUUCCGAUUUGAUUUCCACAAAAAAACAAAAUGAUGCUGCUGUACAGCUUUUACACCCAAUUUAAGUGAUAUCCAUGCAGAUGAGCUUGGCUGAGCAUUUCCAUGCUCACGCACUCUGUGCAUUAUCAUUGAAAAAGCAGCGGCUUAGGAUCUAAAUAUGUAUUUAGUCAUAUUAUGCUAUUACACUUUCCCUAAUAGUAAUCAUUUAAGCAUUUAAAGAUUUUCUGAACUCUUUAGCUCUGUAUCCACCUCUUGACAAGCAGUUAUCUAGAGCUGUUGCAGUUUCUUAAGCAGAUUUUUUUGGAUUUUGAGGGGAAUUUAUGGGGUUUUAUGCACUGAAGUUUGACCUAAAUGGUCCUUAAAUCUGAUCUGCUUUGAUUUUAAUAACCAUUUACUUAUGUGAAGUAUCUCAACUGAUCCUGGUUAGUACACAGUUGGGACAACUCAACAGUUGACUUAGUCAGCAGAAUUCUGUUUGCAAGGUAUGUAACAAACUACAUUGUAAAAACUGGUAACCUGCCAUUGUUACCUUAAGGUCUUUCUGCCUGAUCUAACACUUAAAAUUAGUUUUGUUGGUGUAACCUAAUAUAUUCAGCUUGAAUGAGUGAUGCUUAAUAAUAUUUUUGAGUUGAAUAAAACCAGCUAAUUUAGAUGUUACCACAUGAAGCAAAUUUUUAGGUUAACAAUUUUUACAGUGUGACUGUAUCAAUUAAAUGAAGAAUUAUUUAUGAUAAUGAGCUUUCCCCGCCACAACCUAGCAGGGCUUGUAAUAAUCAUAAGCAGAAGAAUUGAGCCUAUAAGCUGCCUUGGUGCCUUUGGACACACCCACCUCAAUCAGAGUUUUGAUGUGACAUUAGAGAUGUUCAAAACACAUUGUUAUAUUCUGCAAUGUCAUUUCCUGCUAGUAAAAUAAACAAUAACAUUCUUCAAAGACUUUCAUUAAUGCUUAAGUUGUAGUCUCAAAUGAAAUAUUCCAACUUUGCUCAUAAAUUGCACAUGAGAUUUUCCCUCUGUUUGCCAUAAUGUAGAGUUGUACAUUUGUGUGUUUGACCAAGUAUGUAGCUAUAUAUACAUGUAUGUGGGUGCAAUAUGAUUUGCAAAUGUAUUGUGAAUUAGCUUGUGUUUGUGUGCUUGUGCAAAGCUCAGAUGCUCUGUUGUGCGUUAUGUGUUUUAACCAGUGAGGACAAACUAUGUGAAACACUACUGUUCAGGGAGGUGGACAUUAUUCAACUAAAUAAAGAUCUAACUCAUUU